AAAAAUUUGAAGCGCCUAUCAUUAAGUAGGUUUCCUCGAAUUAAAUGUGCUUUAAAUAUUUAUGGUUAACAAAUUGAAGUCAAUCAUCAAUUCUCUCUCAUCUUCAAUUCUCUCUCCCUCUCCUCAGCGGAUGCAGAGAAUUCCCCACUCAACAAUCUUAUCGCAACUAACUUCCGAUUCCUCGAUUUAUUCGCCUUCAACAGACCAGCUAAGAUUUGUUCAGAAACACCAACGUAUUGGAUUCUUCAUCACUGAAACUGGCUGUUGCUCGACAGCUAUGGAGAUUUGGUUGAGUUGAGUUGAUUCUCAUUGGAGCCAUUGGCGUUGGCCAUGCUACGGCUGUUUUCGGCGGCGAUCGGCCUCUCCUCAGAGGACUCCUCCAACUCCGCCGCCGACAACUAUCGCUUCUCUCAAGUUAUUUCUAGUGUUGCUGUUUUCAGAUUCGCUGAUUGUAGUCAAUUCAUCGAUGGCUGCUGAGAGUCAUGGCGUUAAUCCUAGGGGACUUCUCUGCAAUGCUGGCGCCGGCGCUGCGGCUGGUGCGAUUGCAGCUACUUUUGUAUGCCCUUUGGAUGUUAUCAAAACUAGGUUACAGGUCCAUGGGCUCCCCCAACUUGCGAAUGCUAAUAUCAGAGGUGGUGUUAUAAUUAGAAGUUUAGAACAUAUAUUUCAGAAGGAGGGAUUACGUGGUAUGUACCGUGGACUCUCCCCUACAACGCUUGCUAUGUUUCCCAAUUGGGCAGUGUAUUUCACUAUUUAUGAACAAUUAAAGAGUUUUCUUGGUUCUGAUGAUGUAAAUCAGCAGCUCUCUGUUGGUGCAAACAUGGCGGCUGCUUCUGGUGCUGGAGCUGCAACAGCAAUCACGACAAAUCCUCUUUGGGUUGUCAAAACAAGGUUUCAGACACAAGGAAUGAGAACAGGUGUGGUGCCGUAUAGGGGUACACUGUCUGCCUUAAAAAGAAUUGCACAUGAAGAGGGUAUUCGUGGAUUGUAUAGUGGUCUAGUGCCAGCUUUGGCUGGUAUUAGUCAUGUUGCUAUUCAGUUUCCAACAUAUGAAAAGAUAAAGUGCUAUCUAGCUAAACAAGGUAACACGACGACUGAUAAACUCAGUGCAAGUGAUGUUGCUUUAGCUUCGUCCAUUUCAAAAAUAUUUGCUUCGACCUUGACAUAUCCUCACGAGGUUGUUCGUUCAAGACUUCAAGAACAAGGAUACCACUCCGAGAAGAAAUAUUGCGGUGUUGUGGACUGCAUCAAGAAGGUUUUCCAGCAAGAUGGCAUCGCUGGUUUCUAUCGGGGUUGUGCCAUCAACCUGCUGAGGACGACCCCAGCUGCUGUAAUCACAUUUACCAGUUUUGAGAUGAUUCACCGAUCUCUCCUUACAUUCUUCCCUCAACCACUCUGAUCCAUCAUCAGCACUCCAUCUACAUAUGCUGUCGGCUCAUUCUUCGUAUACUUGGGAAGACACUUUUUUCUUACAAUGAUGAUGACGACUAUUACAUUUACUUGUACAGAACAUCAAUACGACGCACUCUCUACUGUUUGCUGCAAUCACAGAAUUUUGUGGGCCGUAAUGGAUAUUUGUGGGCUUGGACCAAUUGUUUUAUUCACUAUUGGGUUUUCAUCAGACUCA
Messenger RNA from Salvia miltiorrhiza (redroot sage), 1627 nucleotides. RefSeq names its product nicotinamide adenine dinucleotide transporter 1, chloroplastic-like. Gene Ontology annotation, biological process: NAD transmembrane transport. The coding region runs from base 467 to 1399 and encodes 310 amino acids. NCBI's taxonomy places the organism in Eukaryota, Viridiplantae, Streptophyta, Magnoliopsida, Lamiales, Lamiaceae. The transcript has 9 exons. Gene Ontology annotation, molecular function: NAD transmembrane transporter activity. The record is from RefSeq and is a predicted model, not a curated record.